CAUCGACUACUACUGUCUGCAGAGAAGAACCAUGACGUCAUAUUCGCGAGACAACAGGGUCACUUGCUGAUUUUACAGAAAGCUUCAAAAAUCUCUGUUCAAAAAGCGUUUUAAACACUUAAAAAAUGUCUACUGCGAUGAAUUUCGGGUCGAAGAGUUUCAAACCUCGGGCUCCGGAUAAAGGCUCGUUUCCUCUGGAUCAUUUCGGAGAGUGUAAAAUCUUCAAGGAGACGUUUAUGAAAUGCCUGAGAGACAACAGCUUCGACAACGCCAAGUGCCGACUGCAGUCCAAAGAUUACCUCGAGUGCCGCAUGGAAAAUCAGCUGAUGGCAAAGGAGCCUAUGGAGAAACUGGGCUUCAAAGACCUGAUGGAACCCCCUCCCAGCCAAGCAGACGGAGACACAAAACCAUGACCUGCUGCAGCUUCAUAUCGGACUAUAUGCUGUUGAUAAGAUGAAAAACAAGUCCUGCAAAAGCGUAUUAAAGACUGCUGUGAGCGUGAGGCUGAGAAUAAUUUAAGCCUGCAAGAGGAGAUGCUGGGUUUGCUUUGUUUUUACUUCUGUGUACAUAAGAUAUCAUGUAUAAUAUAUAGAGAUGCUGUUUUGGCAG
Molecule: messenger RNA, 609 nt
Organism: Eleginops maclovinus (Patagonian blennie)
Lineage: Eukaryota; Metazoa; Chordata; Actinopteri; Perciformes; Eleginopidae
Gene: cox19
Product: cytochrome c oxidase assembly protein COX19
Exons: 3
Coding region: 126-413 (95 amino acids)
Biological process (GO): mitochondrial respiratory chain complex IV assembly
Cellular component (GO): mitochondrial intermembrane space
Source: RefSeq, a predicted model, not a curated record